GAGAUGACGCCUCUUUGGGGCGGAGCCGCAGUUUUCCAGCUGUGAUUGGUGAAUCGCUAGUGCCCGCCCCCAAUAUAGCCCAGUCAGGAAAGAAGUUAGGCUGGGAACUAAGAAGCUAUUGGCUGAUGACCCCUGGACCAAUCGGAAGAGUCAUGAUUUGGCGGGAGUCUUGACCACCACUGGGCUCUUGGUGUCUCAGAGUGAGCGCGAGGUGUCUGGCCGCCGUGGCUAUGUUCGUGUCCGAUUUCCGCAAAGAGUUCUACGAGGUGGUCCAGAGCCAGAGGGUUCUUCUCUUCGUGGCCUCGGACGUGGAUGCCCUGUGCGCUUGCAAGAUCCUUCAGGCUCUGUUCCAGUGUGACCACGUGCAGUACACGCUGGUUCCAGUUUCUGGGUGGCAAGAACUUGAAACUGCAUUUCUUGAACAUAAAGAACAGUUCCGCUAUUUUAUUCUCAUAAACUGUGGAGCUAAUGUAGACCUACUGGAUAUCCUUCAACCUGAUGAAGACACCACAUUUUUUGUGUGUGACACCCACAGGCCAGUCAACGUUGUGAAUGUGUACAAUGACACCCAGAUCAAAUUACUUAUUAAACAAGAUGAUGACCUUGAAGUCCCUGCCUACGAUGAUAUCUUUAGGGAUGAAGAGGAGGAUGAAGAGCAUUCGGGAAAUGACAGCGAUGGGUCAGAGCCUUCUGAGAAGCGCACACGGUUAGAAGAGGAAGUGGUGGAGCAAACCAUGCGGAGGAGGCAGCAGAGAGAGUGGGAGGCCCGGAGAAGAGAUAUACUCUUUGACUAUGAACAGUAUGAGUAUCAUGGGACAUCGUCGGCCAUGGUGAUGUUUGACCUGGCGUGGAUGAUGUCCAAGGACCUGAACGACAUGCUGUGGUGGGCCAUCAUUGGACUAACGGACCAGUGGGUGCAAGACAAGAUCACCCAGAUGAAGUAUGUGACUGACGUCGGAGUCCUGCAGCGCCACGUUUCCCGGCACAACCACCGAAACGAGGAUGAGGAAAACACCCUCUCCGUUGACUGCACACGAAUCUCCUUUGAGUACGACCUCCGCCUGGCACUCUAUCAGCACUGGUCCCUCCACGACAGCCUGUGCAACACCAGUUACACUGCAUCCAGGUUCAAGCUCUGGUCUGUGCACGGGCAGAAGCGGCUCCAGGAGUUCCUCGCAGAUAUGGGCCUUCCCCUGAAACAGGUGAAGCAGAAGUUCCAGUCCAUGGACGUCUCCUUGAAGGAGAAUUUGCGGGAAAUGAUUGAAGAGUCUGCAAAUAAGUUUGGGAUGAAGGACAUGCGCAUGCAGACUUUCAGCAUUCAUUUUGGGUUCAAGCAUAAGUUCCUGGCCAGUGACGUGGUCUUUGCCACCAUGUCUCUGAUGGAUAGCCCUGAGAAGGAUGGCUCAGGAACAGAUCACUUCAUCCAGGCUCUGGACAGUCUCUCCAGGAGCAACCUAGACAAGCUGUACCAUGGCCUGGAACUCGCCAAGAAGCAACUGCGAGCCACUCAGCAGACCAUCGCCAGCUGCCUCUGCACCAACCUCGUUAUCUCCCAGGGGCCUUUCCUCUACUGCUCCCUCAUGGAGGGCACUCCAGAUGUCAUGCUGUUCUCCAAGCCAGCGUCCCUGAGCCUGCUCAGCAGACACCUGCUCAAGUCCUUUGUGUUUUCGACAAAGAACCGGCGCUGCAAGCUGCUGCCCCUGGUGAUGGCUGCCCCCUUGAGUGUGGAACAAGGCACAGUGACUGUGAUGGGCAUCCCCCCCGAGACUGACAGCUCUGACAGGAAGAACUUUUUUGGGCGGGCAUUUGAGAAGGCAGCGGAAAGCACUAGCUCCCGGACACUGCACAACCAUUUUGACCUCUCAGUAAUUGAGCUGAAAGCUGAGGAUCGGAGCAAGUUUCUGGAUGCACUUGUUUCCCUCCUGUCCUAGGAAUUUGAUUCCUUCAGAAAUGACCUUCUCCUUAUUUAUAUUAACUGGCUUUUAUUUAGAUUGUAAAUUAUGGACAUACUUUGAGGUGCAGGGGCAGUUGUUUUUAAUGAAAUAAAGUGCUUAUUUUAGCGUCUGU
Molecule: messenger RNA, 2067 nt
Organism: Carlito syrichta (Philippine tarsier)
Lineage: Eukaryota; Metazoa; Chordata; Mammalia; Primates; Tarsiidae
Gene: CDC45
Product: cell division cycle 45
Exons: 19
Coding region: 231-1931 (566 amino acids)
Biological process (GO): double-strand break repair via break-induced replication; mitotic DNA replication preinitiation complex assembly; DNA replication initiation
Cellular component (GO): DNA replication preinitiation complex
Molecular function (GO): single-stranded DNA binding; DNA replication origin binding; chromatin binding
Source: RefSeq, a predicted model, not a curated record